CUCAAGGAAUAUCUGUCGUUUGCUAUUGCGCUGGCCAGUGAAGCCGGGGCCAUGAUUCAACGCGCUUUAGAGACCAGAAUGGCUGGCUCGAGCACGACGUUUGAAGUCAAAUACGAUAAUCCCACUGACCUGGUUACUGAAACCGAUCAAGCUGUAGAACAAUUUAUUGGAGAAGAAACCAUGGCAGCGGGGGCCGAAACGGAGUUCACCGACGCUCCGACAUGGAUUGUCGACCCCAUUGAUGGCACAACAAAUUUCAUCCAUGGAUACCCCUUUGUGGCAGUUUCCAUUGGUUUGACCAUUGGCAAGGAACCGGUGCUUGGGGUGGUGUUUAACCCGCUUUUGAAUGAAAUGUAUUCUGCCGCCAAAGGUCACGGUGCCUUUUUGAAUCAGACAGUACCAUUGCCUUUAUGCAAUCGGUCAUCCCCUUUGCGUGAUUUAUCCGACUGCUUGGUGGCGACCGAAGCUGGCUCGGACCGAUCUCCGGCCGUGUUGGAUAAAAAGAUUGAAGCUAUUCACACCAUUCUGAAAAAGACGGGAGCUCAAGCUCACAGUGUGCGUGCUACGGGUUCAGCCGCUUUGAACAUGUGUUCCGUCGCCAAAGGCAUCGUCGACGUUUACUGGGAAGUCGGAUGCUGGGAAUGGGACGUCACUGCGGCAAUUGUCAUCCUUAACGAAGCAGGCGGCGUCGUGGUCACGGGAGGCUCGGAACGCGAUGAAAACCCGGUCAACAUCUUUAGUCGAAAAUACCUCGCCAUUCGUCCUGCGGCUGAUCGUGCCAGUCAGUUACGGAUAGCCCAUCAAAUGUGGGACAUUAUUCCAGCCAUCGAUGCUCCUCGAAAACGAGUCCCUGAAUCGUUAAAAAAGAUGUCAAACAUUGUACCGUCGUCGCUUCGUGUGGUUGAUUUACGUGCGGAACUGUCGAAACGUCAGUUACCUACCAAAGGCAAAAAGGACGAACUGAUUGCUCGCUUAGAGGAAGCACUUCAGCAGGAGCAAUCGGAGCAAGAGCAACAGAAGGACGCGACAGAGGAAUCGGAUCCUUCCGCUGCUACAGAGCAAACCCAAGUGACGAAAACUGAAAAGACAGAUCAAGUGCCUGCAGCUACUGCAUCGUCGCAGGCUCAGCAAGUUGAUGCUGCCAGUGAUGCUUCUGUCAAUGAAUCAGAGAAACCAGAGCCUGUGCCUGCCGAGCCUACUGACGCUGUCCCUGCAAAGACUCUCAACGAACCUACCGUUUCCGAGCCUGUGCAACUCAUGUCCGAAGCACCCCCUACGCCUUCAACCACCAACGACACCAUAAAGCCGGCGGACGAUGACCAAGCGGCGGCCCCAGUGAUUAGCGAGAUUGAAACCACCAUGCUGAAACACGGUACUUCCGCCAAACCUAGCAGUGAGACAGACGAAGUCACUACAGCUCCAGUUUCCAACCCUCACACGCCGAACAACAAACCAACAGCAAACAAAGAACCCGCCGCUGCUUCACUAACAAAGGAGGACACGUCGAUCAAACAAAUGGAUGUGGAUCCUGACCGUGGUAUCAAACGAAAGAGGGCAUCAGAGCAGGAACCACCAAAGGCCAAAAAAGAAACAGACGAGACGGUCAGCGGUUCGGCUAUUUACAUCAAAGGCUUUGUUCGGCCAUUGAUUAUCCGACAUGUGCAAGAAUUGAUCAACAAGUAUGGUACGGUCAAACGAUUUUGGAUGGAUGCCAUCAAAACGCAUUGCUAUGUUAUUUAUGAGACGGAUGCCCAAGCCAAGGCCGCUUAUCACAAUAUCCAUGGCAUUGUGUUCCCUCCUGAGACAGGUCGCCAGGUGACGGUGGGUGGUUUAACCCCUGAGCAAGCUGAAAUGCUCAUUGAGCAAGAGCAGGCGGCGGCCGAGAAGCGAGUGCGUUUGGAUUGGGAAGCGUUGAUUGCUAACAAGGACAAAGGAUCUAUAACACCUACAGAAGCUAGCAGUCCUUCCGCUCGACGAUCGAGAAUCAUGGGUUUUGAACAAAUUACAAAGCAGUUGCAAAAAGAUGCUUCUCCAUCGACAGAAAUGCAAAUGCAACUACCGCCUACCAUGGCUCCUGUCGAAAUCGAAGCAGACAUGUCACCCGCAUUGUCUUUGGAUCAACUCUUCCGUAAAACGACCGCUGUUCCACCCCUCUACUAUAUGCCCGUCGAUGAUGCCACCGCCAAAGAAAGAUUAGCCGCUCUGAGAGAACAAAGAGCUGCACGAUAA
Radiomyces spectabilis is the source of this 2229-nucleotide messenger RNA. RefSeq lists its product as uncharacterized. The record is from RefSeq and is a predicted model, not a curated record. Gene Ontology annotation, molecular function: nucleic acid binding; inositol monophosphate 1-phosphatase activity. The transcript is spliced from 7 exons. NCBI's taxonomy places the organism in Eukaryota, Fungi, Mucoromycota, Mucoromycetes, Mucorales, Radiomycetaceae. Gene Ontology annotation, biological process: inositol metabolic process; signal transduction. The annotation marks the transcript as partial.